GCUUUCCGAUACAAUGGACUGUCUGUUGUCUACUUCCUGUUUCUACUCACCUUGCCGCUGAUGCCAAACCCAAGUUUGCUCACAAUGAAAGGGAACACGGGACAGUUCCUGCGGAGGAUCAUCUACGCUAGUUUGAUGUUCCUCACGCUACAGUGCUUCAUGCAGAUCCCAUUUGCCUACAUCACCCCACAGGUUAGUGGCUACUGGGAGGACUUCCUCUACCAUGUGGGCAUUGUGAGAUUCAGUUCGGUCGAUCCAGGGAACAUUGUCCGCCUCCUGGCACCAGAUGUGGGGCUUCUAGUCUCCACUCUCUCAAUACAAAGACUCUGCAAAAAGCUACUACGAGCUGCACCUCAGGUCAAUCUCCAUGAAAAUGGGAUCCCUCCCUCUGACUCUGAGGACCUGGAGACCUCUGACACAGAGUCCGAAGGAGGGAGUGAAUCCUCUGACAGCUCAGAUGAGAGCACGGUACCGGUUGAGUCCGUUCCACCUCAGUUUGUUCAGAAGCUGCUGAUGUUUGCGGCCGGCUUUAGACUACUGUUGUCAGCCAUCAUCAACACAGCAGGGAAAGUGGUUGUCACUUUGCUAUUGGGACUAGCAGGUAUCAUUCUUCCGUCCCUCACCUCUGGUGUAUAUUUUGGGACAUUCCUCGGACUGGUGUGGUGGUGGGUGAUUGGCAGAUCAAUGAGUCUGCUUCUAUUCAGCGCCCUCUGUGUGAUGAUGACCAUCUUCAGUGGAGGGCACCUUCUAGCGCUCUACGUCUACCAGCUGCCUCUGUCCCAGCAGAUGGUGCCACCUGAUGAUAUAUAUGCAAGGUUGUUCGGAAUGACAGGAGUGAUUCGAACCAACAGUUCUGACCCACACAUGCUCGGUUUGCAGCCCAACGUUAGCUGGCCUGACUUCAUCAACCCUUUUGUCCUGCUGCUGCUGUAUUACACUCUGGUUACGCUGCUGCACAAAUGGAUCCAUAUCACAGAGGAGGAUAAUGAUGACUGUGAUGAGAGUGCACUCUACACUCCAGAUACUCCGCCAAGUUUGUCCAGAGUGGUGUACAUCUCAGGAGAUAAGCAUGAUGUAAACACCACGCACUGUCUUUAUACCAUGGGUUUAUCCUGA
This is a messenger RNA of Hippocampus comes (tiger tail seahorse), 1116 nucleotides long. RefSeq names its product piezo-type mechanosensitive ion channel component 2-like. Lineage: Eukaryota; Metazoa; Chordata; Actinopteri; Syngnathiformes; Syngnathidae. Gene Ontology annotation, molecular function: mechanosensitive monoatomic ion channel activity. Gene Ontology annotation, cellular component: membrane. The coding region runs from base 61 to 1116 and encodes 351 amino acids. The record is from RefSeq and is a predicted model, not a curated record. The transcript has 8 exons.